Salvelinus fontinalis (brook trout) is the source of this 1465-nucleotide messenger RNA. Its product is annotated as cdc42 effector protein 2. The record is from RefSeq and is a predicted model, not a curated record. The transcript is spliced from 2 exons. NCBI's taxonomy places the organism in Eukaryota, Metazoa, Chordata, Actinopteri, Salmoniformes, Salmonidae. The coding region runs from base 426 to 1049 and encodes 207 amino acids.
ACUCUGCUCUGUCCUUUCACUCAGGUAGUGGGUGCAGCAAGCAGGAUUCACGCCCAUGAUUCAGACUCCCACGACAGGGAGAGUGACAUCAUCCGAGGGUAAACACACUCUCUGUCGUUAGGUAGGGAGAGGUGGAGGAAAGAAAGAAGGAAACAAAACUCCACCUGGUCGUCUCUAUACACUCACCUCACCUGGGUUACUUCGUCAGAGGAGACUUUCUCAAACAACACACCUGCUGGGUCCUAGAAGGAAUAUACUUGUACUAUUGAACUGAACUUUGAGAAGAUAGAGGGAAGCACAAGAUCAAAUUGGCAAGGUCUACAGGACAUGAUAGGUACCCUCUACUGAGAAGGAUUCUAAGACUCGGCUUUGUCUCAGUUCAUCUCAGAAGUGAACCAAAGGACAUCUCAACAGGACCUGGUAAGAUGCCACUGACGACGUCUCUGUACCGUAAGCCAGCCUCUGCCCGCUGGUCCAGAAGGACACAGAAGCGCAGGGAGGUGCUCUCUGUCAACAUGAUCAGCCUCCCAUUGGCCGACUUCCGCCAUGUUUCCCACAUCGGGAACAACGACCACAGCGACAGCUUCGGGGACCUGUCCUUUCUGAAGAGGGGCAACAGCCUGGUGCUGCAGAGCUCUCAGAGUGAGCAGAACCUCUUGCUGGCCUGCUACCCUCCACCCAAACCCUUACGCCUUAACCUGGACGAGGCCGAGGCCACGGAGAGCCCCGAGUGGACCAGGGCCCACAUGAGCCACAGUGCCUCAGAGAGGAGGAAGAAGUGCAGCUCCUUGCCCUUGCUGGACAGCGAGGAGGGUGAGGGGAAUGGGGAGAUGGAAGGCAGUGUUAGCCCCAGCCACAGGGUCAUGGUCAGCAGCCCCAGUCCUGGCCGGGGCAGCCUGAGUUCUGGCCGGGAUGGAGACUCCACUCAGACCUGCUCUGAGGACACGCAGCAGCUGGAUGAGGUGGACAACAGCUUCUCCUUCAGCCUGGACCUGGGCCCAUCCAUCCUGGAUGACGUGCUGCAGGUCAUGGACAGGCUCCACUAUUAGAGGAACAGCCAGACUGACAUGGGUCCUCAGCAAAAGACUUUACUAACGUCAUCAUUGUGACUGUCAUUAGACGAUGAACGGCUGACAUAAAAUAGAGUACGGUUACAUGCACACAAUAUGAUUAUUGUGAAUAGUCAGAUUAAUAUAAUAGUUCAAAUAAACGUUUACAUGCUUUGCAAGAAGAACAAUUUCCCUAAUAAUACUGUUGACAGACCCAUCUGAAAUCAGGCUAUUUGAUGGGCCUUUAAUAAACGCAGAAAAUCACCAAUCAAAAUAAACGUUCUGCCACAGCGACCAUGUUAUAUUUGUGAAGCGUAUUUGAUUCUGAGUUUAUACGUGAAAACUAUUUCUAAUAGUUUCUUCAGUUUUUCCCGGAGUCACUUCACUCGCGCAAAAGAAGGAAGCUCGUGCUGGCA